Messenger RNA from Helianthus annuus (common sunflower), 1785 nucleotides. RefSeq names its product glucan endo-1,3-beta-glucosidase 3-like. Gene Ontology annotation, biological process: carbohydrate metabolic process. The coding region runs from base 100 to 1605 and encodes 501 amino acids. Gene Ontology annotation, cellular component: plasma membrane. Gene Ontology annotation, molecular function: hydrolase activity, hydrolyzing O-glycosyl compounds. The transcript has 4 exons. The record is from RefSeq and is a predicted model, not a curated record. NCBI's taxonomy places the organism in Eukaryota, Viridiplantae, Streptophyta, Magnoliopsida, Asterales, Asteraceae.
AAAAAAAAGUCCCAUACUCUCUCUCUAGGUCCUUCUUCCACCCUCACUUUCUCUCUCUACAAUCGUGAGAGCAGAGUGUCUGUCUUCAAGCACACUUCAAUGGCGUAUUGGAGACUAAUGGCGGCUGUCUUCAUCCACCUUCUACCUCUAGCUGCCAUGGCUGACCAAGAUGCUUUUGUAGGUGUGAACAUAGGCACCGCCCUAUCCGACAUGCCAAACCCGACCCAAGUGGUGGCACUUCUCAAAGCCCAGCAAAUACGCCACGUCAGACUCUACGAUGCUGACUCAGCAAUGCUGACCGCACUCAGCGGCACCGGAAUCCGUGUCACCGUCUCCGUCCCAAACAACCAGCUCCUCGCCAUCGGCCAGUCCAACGCCACUGCCGCCAACUGGGUGACGCGUAACAUCCUCAACCACGUCCCCGCCACCAACAUCACCGCCAUAUUGGUCGGGUCCCAAGUCCUCACCACCAUCCCCAACGCUGCCCCGGUUUUAGUCUCCGCCAUGAAGUACAUCCACGCCGCCCUCAUCGCCGCCCGCCUCGACUCCCAUAUCAAAGUCUCGACUGCACACUCGUCAUCGAUCAUCCUCGACUCGUUUCCGCCGUCACAAGCGUUCUUUAACCGUACAUGGGAACCGGUCAUGGUCCCGUUACUUGAGUUCCUCCAGUCCACCGGAUCAUACCUCAUGCUUAACGUCUACCCGUAUUACGAUUACGUUCAAUCGCAAGGCGCGAUCCCGUUAGAUUAUGCGUUGUUUCGCCCUCUUCCUCCAAAUAAAGAGGCGAUCGACUCCAACACGCUGCUACAUUACACGAACGUUUUCGAUGCGGUAGUCGACGCUGCGUAUUUCGCAAUGUCGUAUUUGAACUUCACGAACAUCCCCGUGGUGGUGACCGAAUCUGGGUGGCCUUCGAAAGGCGAUUCGGACGAACCCGAUGCGACACUCGAUAACGCGAAUACUUAUAAUAGCAACUUGAUCAAGCAUGUUUUAAACAACACCGGGACCCCGAAACACCCUGGGGUGGCGGUGAGUACGUUUAUUUACGAGCUUUAUAACGAAGAUUCGAGGUCGGGUGCGGUGUCCGAGAAGAACUGGGGGCUUUUUGAUGCGAACGGGAUGCCUAUUUACGUGUUGCAUUUAACGGGCUCGGGGAGCAUGUUGGCUAAUGACACGACGAACCAGACUUAUUGCGUGGCUCGGGAAGGUGUGGACCGGAAGAUGUUGCAAGCGGCUUUGGAUUGGGCUUGUGGACCGGGGAAGGUUGACUGUUCGGCUAUGGUUCAGGGUGCGGCUUGUUAUGAACCGGAUACGGUUGCUGCACACGCGACUUACGCUUUUGAUGCUUAUUAUCAUAGAAUGGCUAUGGCUGAGGGGACUUGUGAUUUUAAUGGGGUGGCUACUGUUACUACUACUGAUCCGAGUCAUGGUAGGUGUAUCUUUCCAGGAAGUAAGGGGAGUAAUGGAACUUUCAUAAAUGGUACAUUUCUGGACCCAUCUUCGAAUUCAACUUCAUCAAGUAGCUCGUUACCUUUUAUCACCCACGAUUCAGUUUCUAUUAUGAGAAUUUUCAUGGUGUUACUCUCAAGUGUGGUAUUAUUGUAAAUUGUCACUAAACGCUCGGUUCUUGAUUACUCGAUUUUGAUCCACCUCAAGAAGUGGGGUGGAAUUUAGGUUUGUGGUCGAGGUGGAUUCGUUUGUAAAAUUUUAUCCGUAGAAACAAGCGGAUCGAAAAUUUGUUCUUCGUAAUCCAUCAUUCUUUAAAUGGAGUGUUCAUAGUUUUAU